Gamsiella multidivaricata is the source of this 1760-nucleotide messenger RNA. RefSeq lists its product as uncharacterized. The coding region runs from base 452 to 1729 and encodes 425 amino acids. The record is from RefSeq and is a predicted model, not a curated record. Gene Ontology annotation, cellular component: nucleus. Lineage: Eukaryota; Fungi; Mortierellomycota; Mortierellomycetes; Mortierellales; Mortierellaceae. Gene Ontology annotation, molecular function: DNA polymerase binding; DNA binding. Gene Ontology annotation, biological process: DNA replication preinitiation complex assembly; mitotic cell cycle; regulation of DNA-templated DNA replication initiation. The transcript is spliced from 3 exons.
CAUAGGACGGCCACAUUUUUUUUUUACGCGGGAAACAAAUGGACUGCUGUUUGUUCAUCCACCCGCGCGUGUUGUGCAGCCCACCCAUAUCUCUCUUGAUAACACCUUUCACCUGCUUUGUAACCUUUCCACCUAUCAGCAUGACUCCUGGAAACCAAAGACGGCUGGAGUUUGCGCAAAAGAAAGCUGGCCCGCGCAGGACAAUAGCCCAGGUGCGUGUGCCUGCAUCUCGACUCGCUGAACAUCCUCAAUUGUCAAGCACUGGUGAUUCAGCGCAGGGAAGGCGAACUUAUACUCCGUAUUGUAUCCAACCUCGUAGAAGCGCGCCAAGGCAGAGUCAGGCGACGGCACAGCAACGGAUACCAAUGGACAAGCGACAGCGGACAAUGAUGACUCUAGUCUUUCAGCAGACGACCAGCUGCUGAACAGGGCCGGCCGACUCAUACAGUCAAUGGAGGAGAAACUGGCUGCUUACAAGCAGACAAAGGAGGACAAGAAGACAGCAGAAGGCCAGGAGACGCGGACAUUGCGAUCGAGGUCAUUGUCUCAAGAAGUCAAGAAGGAUAACAUUACACAGGAGACACUACACAGCACGGCCACAACAACGGCCACGACUAGGACCACGACUACAUCCACAUCUACGACUAUCUCCAAGGCACAGUCGUCGAUCCACUUCAGGCACACAGUCAGCAAGGACGAGCAGCUGUCGAUAGCGAGCACAGCACAUUAUGACGAAGACCCAACUGCUGCCAUUGAGAACGCUGACUCGUCGUUUACAGAGGAUGCAGGGAAUGUAGGGGAUGCAGAGGAUGCAGAGGAUGCAGAGGAUGCAGAGGAUGCAAGGGAUGCGAAAGAUACAGAGACCCCGUCAACACCACAGCCGACACAGCUCACUGAAAUCAAGGAUCAGGCAAUAGAGGAGUCCAGAGACAGAGAUCAAACACAAGCACAAGCACAACAUUCUUCUGAAGACAAUAAGCAGGCACCAAAAGCGGAUACAGCAGAAGAGGAUGGUACAGCAACAAAGAACAGGUCACAACCAACAGAACAUACCAUACCACUGAAGCCAGUGGCAGAGGACACCAUUUUCCGGAGACACAGCAGCCGCAGCAGCAGCGGUGACGAUGACGACGAUAACAUCCAUCCACUGGCACGCACGGUUGCCAAGGCGGCUCCACGGACCAGUCCCCGGAAGGUGUCUGAGGAGCAGCCCAGCGACGGCUACUACAGCAAAGUCGAGGUGCGCAGAUCGAUCUCAUCGUCCUCUAGGAUUCCACGGCCAUUCGCAGUGCAGCAGUCGACAGUCGGGGCGGCUCUACUGCCACUGCCUAGCCACUUGAAUACGCUGUAUCUCAAUUUCAAGGCGCUUGAGACUGUGAUGGUGUUCAUGAAAGGACAGGGCCAGCUGUGCUUUUACCACAAGAUGAAGAAACAUGUCGAGCUCCAGUCAUCAAGGAAUUUUGAACUCGGGCAUCUUGCGCAACUCAAGACAGUGUUGCCAGAGUGUUACCGGUACACGGCAGCACCAUGCCUGUUCGAGGGAGUCAAGACGCGGUCGAUCCUGAUUGAGAUGCAGGAGCUGAAGAGCGAGACGGAGGCGAAUUUCAUUCCGCAGGCGGAAAGGAGGCGCAAGCUGUUUGUAGAUCGGGUCUAUGAGCACAUCCAAGUGUACCACCAGGUAGGGCGAGCAUCCUCAGCGGAGCAGAGGGAUUGUGCGAUGAGUGGAUGAUAUGCGGAUGCACUAUACUAACACAGGGAGG